Messenger RNA from Kalmanozyma brasiliensis GHG001, 1668 nucleotides. RefSeq names its product Sodium/solute symporter. Gene Ontology annotation, biological process: transmembrane transport. Gene Ontology annotation, cellular component: membrane. Gene Ontology annotation, molecular function: transmembrane transporter activity. Bases 1 to 1668 code for a protein of 555 amino acids. The record is from RefSeq and is a predicted model, not a curated record. The transcript is spliced from 2 exons. NCBI's taxonomy places the organism in Eukaryota, Fungi, Basidiomycota, Ustilaginomycetes, Ustilaginales.
AUGUUGGAAGUACAACAGGCCAACGCCUUGGUCUACUCGACCCUCUGCGGCUUCAUGCUGGUCGGUCUCUACGCCGGCUACCGUGUCCGCAACACCAAUGACUUCCUCUCGGGUCUUCGCACUCAGAGCGUCUUCCCGUUGACGCUCAACUGGUUCGCGUCAAACAUGUCUUCGUCGCUGCUCUUCGGCUACCCACAGCUCGCUGUCAUCCCCAAUGCUGGUGUCUUGGGUCUCGUUGCAUACUGUUUCGCCACCGUGAUGCCGCUCUGGUUCUUCGCCUGGCUCGGACCUCUGAUCCGCCGUGUCUGCCCGGAUGGCUUCACGUUGGCCGAGUACAUUCGUCGUCGAUUCGGAUGGCCUGUUGGUAUCUUGUCGGGCUUGAUCUUUGUCGGCUUCAUGUUCUGCUUCAUGCUGGUCGAGCUCAACACGUACGGCUCGGCCGUCAACCUGCUGGGUGGCGUCAACCCCACCAUCGCUGCGCUCGUGAUUGCGAUCAUCACCACCAUCUACACCGCCUACGGCGGUUUCAAGGCCUCGCUUUACACCGACAACGUCAACGCCGUCAUCAUCCUCAUCUUCAUCGUGAUCGCUACGGUCGCUGUCGGUGUCAAUCUGGAUGUGGACCAUGCUCGUGUCGAGUCGUCCGGCCUGCUCAGGCCUCAGCGUCUUGGUGGCGAGCUCUGGUACAUUCUGCCUGCCGCUCUUGUCUUCAGUCAGAUGUUCAACCAGGGCUUCUGGCAGCGUGCUUUCGCCUCCAAGGACAACAGGACGCUCUAUCUCUCGGUCAUUUUUGCCACCAUCCCGCUCUUCGCCGUGUGCAUGCUGGUCGGCAUGGCUGGGCCCUUGGCCCAGUGGUCGGGCCUCUUCGACGGCUACUCUGCCGAAGACGAUGGAUCGCUCACGUUCUUCUACAUCCUCGCCACGCUGCCCAACUGGCUCACGGGCAUCGUCAUCGUCCUCUGUGGCUGUCUCAGUUCGUCGGCCUACGACACCUUCCAGUCGGCCCAGAUCUCGACUAUCCAGAAUGACGUCUUCCUGGGCCGACUCAACAUCUGGUGGUGCCGAGCCAUCCUCAUCCUCAUCAACGUCCCCUCGGUUGUGCUGGCCGUCAAGAACAUCGACAUCCUGGAGGUCUUCCUGAUUGCCGACCUGGCAGCUAUCGCCUGCAUCCCCGCGUUCCUGCUCGGUCUUGUACCGCAGCUGUACUUCCUCAAUGGCGUCGACGCUGUCGGCGGCGCAGUCGGCGGCUUCUUCACUGUCUUCCUCUUUGGCACCAUCCUCUACGACAGCGCUGCCAAGGGUAUCGCGCUCAUCGGCCUGCCCAACGGCCUGUACAUCGACGACUACAGCGUGCUCGGCGCCUUCUUUGCCGCUCCGCUCGGCAGUCUCGGAUGGACCUUUGUCACGCUCGGUAUUCGAGCCGGUGUGACGUGGGUCUACUGCCGAUACACGGGUAAGAAAUACACCGUGUUCGAGUACAGGGAGUUCGACGUCACCAGGUACGCCCUGCCCGAGGACAGGCCGGCUGACUUCCACGGUAUUCACGGUAGUGGAAACCCCAACGACGGACAUAAGUUGGAUGAGGCCCAGCUGGAAGGUAGUCAUCACCUCAAGAGGGAGCUCUCGGAGGGUGGGUCCAGUGGCGAUCUGCAGCAGACGCACAAGUGA